Molecule: messenger RNA, 1239 nt
Organism: Hansenula anomala
Lineage: Eukaryota; Fungi; Ascomycota; Saccharomycetes; Phaffomycetales; Wickerhamomycetaceae
Exons: 1
Coding region: 1-1239 (412 amino acids)
Source: RefSeq, a predicted model, not a curated record
AUGGCUAGAGCUGAAAGGUAUAAUAGAGGGAAGUCAUGGAGGGAUAAGUUCUUGAAGUCAAAAAAACAGAAAGAGAAAAAGAAGGAUAACAAGCCUAUAUUUGUUACUGAAGAUGAUCUUUUCAAAAGAAUUGGUUCUGGUAAUGAUUAUUCCACUGAAAGGUUUUAUGAUUGGAAUAUAAUGCUGUCGAAUCAUAUACUGGAUAAAGAAUAUGAAGAACCGAAAAUGCGGUCUUUGAAGGAUUUAUGCGCGAUGCAAAUAGCUGAACACCAUGAUCUUAUCAAUCAUGAAUUGCUCAAGAAUGGGAAUUGGUCAAUAUGGGCACCAGUUUGGAAGUAUAUUGUACGAUGGAGAAGAGAUAAUUUCAAAACUUUCCAAACAUUUGCUGAUGCCUUUCAUAGAUCCUCUGAGUUUGCGUGCCAUGGUAAUGUGAGGAGCUAUCCAUCAUCGAGAUUCAAAACACUUUUAUCCAACACUGCACAAGAUACUAAACGGCAUAGAGUUGAAAGACUGUUCAGUAAUAUCAAAUUGACAAAUCUCAUCAGCAAUUUGAAUAAUUCAUGGUUCCCUCAUUUGACAGUACUAGAGAUAAGUAAAGAUUUACAAGAUGAUGAGUUAUUGGAACUUACAAAUCUCACAAACCUCACAGCACUCAAAAUUACGCAAACCAAUGGUAUGAAAGAUACAAUUGUGAAUAGUUGGUGCUCUGCUUUAAAGUCACAAAAGUGGACCCGAUUACAAGUCUUAUGCCUCCCAAGAGUAAGUGAAAGCUCUCUAAUCAAACUACAAAGACAAGUUAUGAACAGCAGGCUGCUUUACAUUGAGAUUGAAACAGGAAGUUCAAGAUUCAACAUAGAUAAAGAAUGGCCCAAUUUAGAUCGUACACAUUGGGAACUGAUCAAAGAGAGGUCUAUCAUUGAACAACCACUGGCUCUAAAGUUCCAGUCGUUGUUAUUGUUACAGCGGAUUGAAAAUCGUUCAUUGAUUCCAACGUCAUCUACGAUACUUCUUGAUUUCAACAUCUUGGAUAAAGAAUUUGUCGACUAUGGAGGGCUUGUCUCGCAAACUGAGUAUGAUUCUUUAUGGAAUAUGGGUGAGGUUAAAGGGUGCUACUUGGGGCUUUUGUUGAAAAAGUUGCCAAAAUUUGAGAAUACUGUGAAGAAGGCUACUGGAGUCAAGAGAUUAAAGACAAAUCCAAAGCCAAAAGUGACUUCUCUCAAUUCAUUCUUCGACCUAUGA